Molecule: messenger RNA, 2124 nt
Organism: Balaenoptera acutorostrata (minke whale)
Lineage: Eukaryota; Metazoa; Chordata; Mammalia; Artiodactyla; Balaenopteridae
Gene: NDOR1
Product: NADPH dependent diflavin oxidoreductase 1
Exons: 14
Coding region: 93-1922 (609 amino acids)
Cellular component (GO): cytosol
Molecular function (GO): FMN binding; NADPH-hemoprotein reductase activity; flavin adenine dinucleotide binding
Source: RefSeq, a predicted model, not a curated record
GGCGUCACUUCCGGCCGACGCCGGAAGUCGGAAGUCCGAGCCGAUCCCGGCCGCCAAGGCCAGCGGAAGCUGCCUGCCGGUCCAGUUUCUGAAUGCAGGGAUCCCCGGGGCGCACCCCGAUGCCGAACACGCGGCUUCUGGUGCUCUUCGGCAGCCAGACGGGCACAGCCCAAGAUGUGUCGGAGAGGCUGAGCCGCGAGGCCUGGCGCAGGGAGCUCGGCUGCCGGGUGCAGGCCCUGGACUCCUACCCCGUGGUGAAUCUGAUAAAUGAGCCCCUGGUGAUAUUUGUUUGUGCAACUACAGGCCAAGGAGAGCCCCCGGACAACAUGAAGAACUUCUGGAGGUUCAUCUUCCGGAGGAACCUGCCAUCGACGUCCCUCUGUCAGAUGGACUUUGCUGUCCUGGGCCUUGGGGACUCAUCUUACGCCAAGUUCAACUUUGUGGCCAAGAAGCUGCACCGACGGCUGCUGCAGCUCGGGGGCAGCGCCCUCCUGCCCGUGUGCCUGGGCGAUGACCAGCACGAGCUGGGGCCCGACGCCACCAUUGACCCCUGGCUGCACGACCUGUGGGAGAAGGUGCUGGGGCCUCACCCUUUGCCCCUUGACCUCAGCCUGACCCCGCCUGGAGUCCCUUGGCCCUCCAAGUUCACCCUGAAGUUCCUCCAGGAGGUCCCCAGCACGUGCUCUGAGGAGCUGUGUGUGACCGGGACAGACCCUCAGGGACCCCCUUCAGAGCUACAGCCCUUCCUGGCACCCAUGGUCACCAAUCAGAGGGUCACUGGCCCCUCACACUUCCAGGAUGUUCGGCUGAUUGAGUUCGACAUCACGGGCUCUGGGGUCAGCUUUGUGGCCGGCGACGUGGUGCUGAUCCAGCCCGAGAACACGGCCAGCCACGUCCAGCAGUUCUGCCAGGCGCUGGGCCUGGACCCUGACCAGCACUUCACGCUGCAGCCCCGGGAGCCGGGUGUCCCCUGCCCCGCGCGGCUGCCCCAGCCCUGCUCCAUUCAGCGCCUCGUGUCCCAGUACCUGGACAUCGCCAGUGUCCCCCGCCGCUCCUUCUUCGAGCUCUUGGCCUGCCUCUCCUGCCAUGAGCUGGAGCGGGAGAAGCUGCUGGAGCUCAGCUCGGCCCAGGGCCAGGAGGAUCUGUGCGAGUACUGCACCCGGCCCCGCAGGACGGUCCUGGAGGUGCUGUGCGACUUCCCACACACGGCUGGCGCUAUCCCCCCGGACCGCCUGUUGGACCUCAUCCCCCUGAUCCGGCCGCGGGCCUUCUCCAUUGCCUCUUCUCUGCUGGCCCACCCCUCCAGGCUGCAGAUUCUCGUGGCAGUGGUGCAGUACCAGACACGCCUCAAGGAGCCCCGCCGGGGCCUCUGCUCCAACUGGCUGGCGUCUCUGGACCCCGGGCAAGGACCUGUUCGGGUGCCCCUGUGGGUGCGGUCUGGGGGCCUGACGUUCCCAAAGACACCAGACACGCCUGUGAUCAUGGUGGGGCCGGGCACUGGUGUGGCCCCCUUCCGAGCAGCCAUCCAGGAGCGAGUGGCCCAGGGCCCCCGCGCUUCCCCAGGAAACGUCUUGUUCUUCGGCUGCCGCCAGCGGGACCAGGACUUCUACUGGGAGGCCGAGUGGACGGAGCUGCAGACACGGGGCUGCCUGACUCUCGUCACGGCCUUCUCCCGGGAGCAGGAGCAGAAGGUGUACGUGCAGCACCGGCUCCGGGAGCUUGGGCCGCUGGUGUGGGGGCUGCUGGAUCUCCGGGGCGCUCACUUCUACCUGGCGGGCAACGCCAAGUACAUGCCAGCUGAUGUGUCGGACGCCCUGACGUCCAUCUUCCAGGAGGAGGGCGGGCUCUCCGGCCCCGCCGCGGCCGCCUACCUCGCCAGGCUCCAGCGGACCCUGCGUUUCCAGACUGAGACGUGGGCCUGAGGAGCCGUCCCGCCGUUGGCCGCAGCCACUCUGACCGCUGCUCUCUGGAGGCCACUGUUACCUCUCUCCCUGUCCAAUCCCAUUUGGGAGGACAGUCAGCUCUCCUUCCUGCACAGUCCCCAAGCAGCGGGAGGAGACCCCCAGGCAGCCCCCACCUUACAGCCUGAGCAAUAAAGGAUGGGUUCUGGGUGGCCGCUUCUUA